This is a messenger RNA of Cervus elaphus (red deer), 5975 nucleotides long. RefSeq names its product XK related 4 (gene XKR4). The record is from RefSeq and is a predicted model, not a curated record. Gene Ontology annotation, cellular component: plasma membrane. Gene Ontology annotation, biological process: apoptotic process involved in development; engulfment of apoptotic cell; phosphatidylserine exposure on apoptotic cell surface. The transcript is spliced from 3 exons. Lineage: Eukaryota; Metazoa; Chordata; Mammalia; Artiodactyla; Cervidae. The coding region runs from base 72 to 2012 and encodes 646 amino acids.
GGUGGCGGGAGGAGGAGACAGCGCGGAAAGGUGCCACAUAAAGGAGGGCGCUCCUCCGCGCUGGAGGCAUCAUGGCCGCUAAGUCAGACGGGAGGCUGAAGAUGAAGAAGGGCAGCGACGUGGCGUUCACUCCGCUGCAGAACUCGGACCACUCGGGCUCGGUGCAGGGACUGGCGCCCGGCCUGCCGUCGGGGUCGGGGGCCGAGGACGAGGAGGCGGCCGGCGGCGCCUGCUGCCCGGACGGCUCGCGCUGCUGCUGCUGCUGCUGCUGCGCCGGGAGCGGCGGCUCGGGCGGCGCCUCCGGGGGCUCGGGCGGCCCGGGCGGCGGCUCCGGCCCGGGCUCGGCGGCGCUGUGCCUGCGCCUGGGCCCGGAGCAGCGGCGCUACUCUCUGUGGGACUGCCUCUGGAUCCUGGCGGCCGUGGCCGUGUACUUCGCGGACGUGGGCACGGACAUCUGGCUCGCCGUGGACUACUACUUGCGCGGCCAGCGCUGGUGGUUCGGGCUCACGCUCUUCUUCGUGGUGCUCGGCUCGCUCUCGGUCCAGGUGUUCAGCUUCCGCUGGUUUGUGCACGAUUUCAGCACCGAGGACAGCGCCGCGGCCGCCGCCGGCUGCACGCAGCCCGGGGCCGAGGGCAAGACCGCGGUGGGCGGCGGGGCCGCGGCCGCGGAAGGCGAGGCUCGCCCCUCCACGCCGCAGAGGCAGGCGUCCAGCGCCGGCAAGGGCCACGUCGCCGCCACCAACAGCGGCAGUAACAGCAGCGGGGCCGCCCGGGCCGGCGGCAAACCCAGGUCUGCGUCCUGUUCCUUCUGCAUCUGGCUCCUGCAGUCACUCACCCACAUCUUGCAGCUUGGGCAGUUCUGGAGGUAUUUCCACACGAUAUACCUAGGUAUUCGAAGUCGGCAGAGCGGGGAGAACGACCGGUGGAGGUUCUACUGGAAGAUGGUGUAUGAGUACGCGGACGUGAGCAUGCUGCACCUCCUGGCCACCUUCUUGGAGAGCGCCCCCCAGCUGGUGCUGCAGCUCUGCAUCGUCGUGCAGACGCACAGCCUGCAGGCCCUGCAAGGUUUCACAGCGGCAGCCUCCCUGGUAUCCCUGGCCUGGGCCUUGGCCUCCUACCAGAAGGCCCUCCGGGACUCUCGCGAUGACAAGAAGCCUAUCAGCUACAUGGCCGUGGUCAUCCAGUUCUGCUGGCACUUCUUCACCAUCGCGGCCAGGGUCAUCACCUUCGCCCUCUUUGCCUCGGUUUUCCAGCUCUACUUUGGGAUCUUCAUUGUCCUUCACUGGUGCAUCAUGACCUUCUGGAUCGUCCACUGUGAGACGGAGUUCUGCAUCACCAAGUGGGAGGAGAUCGUGUUCGACAUGGUGGUGGGGAUUAUCUACAUCUUCAGCUGGUUCAACGUCAAGGAAGGCAGGACACGCUGCAGGCUCUUCAUUUACUAUUUCGUGAUCCUUCUGGAAAACACAGCCUUGAGUGCGCUCUGGUACCUCUACAAGGCUCCCCAGAUCGCGGAUGCGUUUGCCAUCCCGGCGCUGUGCGUGGUCUUCAGCAGCUUCUUAACCGGCGUGGUGUUUAUGCUGAUGUAUUAUGCCUUCUUUCACCCCAACGGACCCCGAUUCGGGCAGUCACCAAGCUGUGCUUGCGAGGACCCCUCUGCUGCCUUCACUCUGCCUCCAGACGUGGCCACGAGCACCUUGCGGUCCAUCUCCAACAACCGCAGUGUCGCCGGCGACCGCGACCAGAAAUUCGCAGAGCGAGAUGGGUGUGUCCCUGUCUUUCAGGUGAGGCCCACGGCCCCAUCCACCCCAUCCUCUCGCCCACCACGGAUUGAAGAGUCCGUCAUUAAGAUUGACCUGUUCAGGAACAGGUACCCAGCGUGGGAGAGACACGUUUUGGACCGAAGCCUCCGAAAGGCCAUCUUAGCCUUUGAAUGUUCGCCGUCUCCUCCGAGGCUGCAGUACAAAGACGAUGCUCUCAUUCAGGAGCGGCUGGAGUAUGAGACCACGUUAUAAAACGGAGGACUUGGAGGGGCCACGACCUCCAGACAGAGGGGUGACCGCAGGGCUGUGGCAAUAAGGAAACUCUCCCCUAGAGCAGGGCGACGGGCUGCGAGGCUCCCAGUUUGACCCUCAUCAGAUUCGUGUCUGACCCUCCAUCAGCAGAGUGCCUGCUGCUGGCCUCUUUUCAAAGAGCAGCCCCAAGACCCUCCUACUCGUCUGAAGGGAACAGGCCAGCCGAGUGGGACUCCUUGUUGCCGCCAGCCCCCUCCAGCCCAAUCUUCAGCACAUCCAUCCAAGGGUACUGUUGUGAUGGGAAAUACUGCCUCCAGUCAGUAGGGUGUUUGGAUGGAGUUAACUGAUCUUUGCAUAAAAAUAUACUGAAUCACACAUACACACAUGAGUACACACACACUAACACACAUGCCAAUCCUCUGUCAAAAUAGUUUAGGUGAUUUCUGUUGAUGCAAAGCUGUGAUUCCUGCAGGAAUAUGAAAACCAAGAGAGAGAAAACAUAUCCCUCAAGACUCCAGAAAAACAAAAAACAAACAAACAAAAAAAUAUAGUGAAGCUUAGAAAGAAUUCAUAAACCAUCCUCAUGUGAAAACCUUACCCAAUGGACAGAAAACCCAAGUGUGUUUACACAUGUAUUAGAAUUGAUGAAAUGGUUCGUUUUCAACACACGUCAGGAUUUUUUUUUUUUCAUUUUAAAUUUUCAGUUGAGAACAUCUCCUAUUACAGAAAUCCUAUGCAGCCCAUGGAUGGCUUCUGACAAGACCAAGGAGCUUGAUACCUUAGUGAUGUAAGUUCAGUGAUAAUCAGGAUGCAGUAUUCAGUUGCAAAAAAAUGUAAUAAAACCACAGAGAGGAAGUGGGAGCAAAAGGCAGAAUGAGUGUCUGAUUUCCUGGCCUGUGCAGCUCACAUAGGAAGGUCAGGGCGGAGCGGCGGGACAGAUGGCCAGUGUUCAGGUGCAGGAAUGGAGGUUCUAUGUGAUGGCGGGCAGGCAGGAUUUCAAAAUCCAUACGCCAUGCCACACCCUUCUAGUGCCAAAGUCCAUCCAACACGGGGACUGAUGGGGAAGCCCUGAACGGCUGAGCAUGGUUGGCGUGAGCCCCACCAAAGCAGAAGAGGGCUUGAACAGUCAAGUCCUCCCUGUGUAAAGGACCCCACUCCCCCACCCAAGGUCAAAGUGAUGUGUCUUUUAGAGGCUUUGGGACACAUUUUUGUAAGUGUGAGCCCACAGGUGCAGUGAAUAUGCUGUGAGAAAACCCUUCUGAACUGAUUGAGGGCUUACCACUAGAUCCAGCUAAGAUCUGUAUUUCAGUCAUUUUGUAAAGUCCCACUCUUACAACAAGCUUCUGGGUUUUAAAUACCUCUGUCCAGCAAGUGAACAUCCCCCACUUUCUGUUCCCAGUGUCCCUCCACCCCACCCCCCCGUCAUGGUGCUUUUUGUUGCAUUAAAAGUGCCGGUCAAACUUUGAUAGUAUUUUUUUAUAGUUGGUGCAGAGUGGAAUAACUCAUGGAUUAUUUCAAUAUUUUUGUAAUAAAAAAUAUAGGGUAUACAUAUAGGCAUCAUCACUUUUUUUAUAGACCUGGGAUCGUUUAAAAUACUUUAAGCAUCAUAAUUACUUGGGAUGUAGAAACUGGUCCACAGAUCCCAUCUGCCUGCCUCAGCAGAUCAAGAACACAUGUCUCUUGCAAGAUCAUCCUACUUUGCCAUGUCGGUGCCCCCAGGAACCUGGCCAGGGGUGCUAUCAGAAUAUCAGGGGACGAGAGAAUCAGCUAAACUAGAAAGGGCUUGUCAAGACUGGCCAAUGUUUCCCAGGAAACCAAAGAUGGAAGUGAUGACUCUUCCAUCUCUUAGGACAAACCUGACCACAGUGGGCAAUGUCUUGGAUGUCCUUUCCCGGUUUUAUAUCUACCCAACUGAUGCACCAAAUAUUAGUCAAGUCAAUUUUUAAAAACAAAAAAAGUCAGUUUAACUUAAUUAUUCAGUUAUCUGGACUGUCCAAUUCACUUAACAGUCAAGUUCUAGAGCCACUACCUGUCACAACUGUGUCGUACGGAGGCAGCCGUCCCUAUGACGACACCCACAGCAAGUAACAGGGGGCUCGAACUAGGACUUCUUUUGGUACUUAAGUCCAAAGGCAGUGCUUAAAAAGGAGGAGAUUUUUAUCAGUAGACAUAUUUUCCUAGUACUCCAUGAUGGAUCCUCCAAGCAGCAGUCCACUGAAAAAUAAUAACCUUUGGUUUGGAUGUGAAAAAGUUACCUAGUCACGAGGAAAGGCCCAGAAAGAUGCUCUUCCUGCCAGCAAUUGGCGAAAACAUUCCACUCCCCACUCUAGAAGGGAAAAAUGAUUAUAUUGGCAAAUUCUUCACUUUGGUGCCGGCCCGUGGGUCAUUAGCUUCCUUAAUUAAUGAUCUUUUGAAACUGAAUCACUCAGUGGAACUAUCCCUUUGAUUCCAUGAGUAAAUCGCAGAUGAUAAUGUCAGUCAACAAACACAACAGGUCCCAUCACUCUUCAAUCAUGUAAAUCCUAAGUUAUUUCUCAACUUGAUCCUUCGUUUAACAGGUGAAGAAUCAAAAUGAGCGCUGUGUGACUGAAAAAAUGCUGUACUGUGCUUUGUCUUCAAAGUGAGAAUGCAGUCAAGAGAGUGCAAGUUUGAAAUUUUCAGUGAUUUUAGCAAAUACUGUAAAUACUCUGUUAUCCAACAUACUUAAAAGGUGAGGGUUUAGUCAAAAAUGCUUGUUAAGGAAAUGACAUCUCCACCAUGUUAUAAAUAACAAGACUUCUCAAGAUUAUAGACAAGAACAACAACACAACAACAAAUGUUACUUCCAAGGAGAAUCAUGGCUUAAUCUUGCUUCCAUGAUUCAGAAAGCCCUGUGUUGCCAUCAAGAAUGUAUUUGUCUCAGAUACACUGAUAACAGAGCAUUUCCAGUAUUAGGAUUUAAAGAGACAUUGUCAACGUACAAAGGAACAAAGUUUGAUUUUCAUAUUUAUACUUUAGUAUAAACCCUAAGAUUUUCUUUUCAGUUGACCACUAAAUUCUCCACAGAGAGUAGCUCAAGAAUCCAAAAGGAACAAGCCUUACAAAUCGGAACCUACAAAUUUGUUAGCAUACAAAUUGGAAACACUGGAUUCUUUAUCUGUGAGCUCCAACGUCCUGUGCUGGGUCUGUUGGGUUACUUGGGGGCGGGGAGGGGGGCGGCCGUGAAGGGUCUGUCCUUAGUACUUAAUUUGGCAUAGGACCAUGAGUUUUCUAAAAGAAAAUAUUAUAAAUUUUCUUAACUUUUAAAUGAACAUUUCUCAAUGAAACUUAACUUAAGAUGAGGAGUGUAUGUAUCCUAACCACACUGAGACUUUAAGUAUUUGUGUGGAAGAAAAAAAAUUUUCAAUAUAAGUCAAAGUUUGGUCCCUCAAAAUGACUAUGUCCUUUAAAUCUUCUCCCAUUCCUGUUGUUCUUCUUAACUAUGUACUAUCUAGUUCAGUAACCUGGACUUUGUAGACACUUUGUUACUCUUCUUUUAUGAUAUUGCUGUGAACCCAACAAAUGAAAUAAAUUCUCCUACCGACAUGGCAAGAAUAUGCAAUCCAAGUAUUAGCAAAAGAAAAAUACAGAGAUGAUCUGAAGAUGUAUUUAUACUUAAUUUCUAAAUGGCCCAUUUCUUUGGCUCUAUGAAUAAAUGAAGUAAUAGCACUGACCAAUUAAAAGUGAAUAGGAAUAAUUGAAAUCUCAAUGACUUUUUUAAAAAGAUAUUGUAUAGACGUGUGUUUAGUAUGGAUAACACACAUAUUACAUAUAAUAUAUGCACACACACAACUAAUGGAUGAAAAUAGGAAAAUAUAUACUGUUGUUAAUGCAUAUAAAUGUAUGUUAUUGACACAUAAACUUUUAGAUAAAAAGUUUUUCCCCACUCUUUUUCAGCAUCAGCUCAAGUGUAAAGCCCAUAUCUGUAAGACAUCAACACACACA